Molecule: messenger RNA, 6536 nt
Organism: Anguilla anguilla (European eel)
Lineage: Eukaryota; Metazoa; Chordata; Actinopteri; Anguilliformes; Anguillidae
Gene: tmtc1
Product: transmembrane O-mannosyltransferase targeting cadherins 1
Exons: 19
Coding region: 1418-3640 (740 amino acids)
Biological process (GO): protein O-linked glycosylation via mannose; RNA processing
Molecular function (GO): protein binding; mannosyltransferase activity
Source: RefSeq, a predicted model, not a curated record
GACGUUUCCGCCUCCCGUUACUGUCCGUCUGGCGGCGCUUCAGCUCCCCGACCCGCGCGUUUCCGACGGGACCCCGAUCGUUUCUGGCUUGACCCCGGUCGCUCUGUGGCUUCAGGCCCGGAUCGCGCAUUGAAGAGAACAGAGUGGCGGUGGAAUUUCUGUGAAAAUUGAUGUUUUGGCGGGUCUGAGGUGCCACCUGAGCGUUUGAAGCUCCAAACUGCAACUGCAGUUUUAUUUUGUUUUUGGAGUGCUGCUACGACUUUGCUUUCUGCACCAAUCCGAGUUGCUGGGUUUUGCUUUCCCAACCCUGCCUUGGAGUUCUUGUUCUUUUGGCAAUGUGGGGUGCCCCCUAAAAGGUGUAGACCACUUGGGCAUGUGUGUACACGUGUUAUCAGUCAGUUAAUCUCCCAACGAAAACAAACCACACAACACCUUUGGUAACAAAAUGUUUUGGAAAGCAUCACAAUGAGCUUGCCCAUCUCAGGGUCUCUAUGAACACAUUGAAAUACAUCCUUUUAUUUGUUCGCAAGGCUCAGCGUUUGUGUUCUGUCUGCAGAUCUCUCUUUUUCUGGACUCUGUUUCUGUUCCUGUUUUCCCUUGUUAAAAAAUUCCAACCUUGCAGCUGUUCGUCAAGGUUACAGAGCCGCACUCAGUCUCCAGGGGAACAGGGGCCUGAUUCUUUACCCAUCAUCCUGUGAGUCAGGAGGAAUUAAUCUGAAGACAAACUAAAUUUAGUCAUUAGGCUUCGGCUGACAGAUUUGCUUGAUAUAAAUUUGUUUGGAUAUCCAGGACAGCAAAGCCCUGGAUAGCCUGCGCUGCCGCUAACCUUGAAUCUGCAUGCAAAGUUGCUCUGUGUCCUACACUUUUUCCUCACUUAUUAUUAGAAAUGCGUUUCCACAAGGCAUACAAUCGAUAGUGAUAUAUGAUCAAUGAUCCAGUUGUAAGUAAUUUGGGAGAAAAUCUGGCGGCAACGUAAGUCCUUGUAGCGGUGUCCUUUUACAGUAUUGUGUCGUGCUGCAUUGAAACAACGGGUCUUUGUGUUGUAUGGGAGAGUGUGUGUGUGUGCGUGUGUGCGUGUGCGUGUAAAUAAAAUGACUGGCCGUAGAUGCUGCAGAAGGAAGCUUUGUUGUCCAUGGUACUGUAAGGGGGUGACUCCCAUCAUGCAACACUGCACGCAGGCAUUCAGGAGUGAGGCUGCUACCACCCCCUCGCCUUCUGAGUGCCACACCGUCCCCUUGGCAACCCUGGCCCUCGUGCCCCCUGUGUCGUCCUGCCGCCCGGGACCGCAAGGCCAACUGAACUGAGCGAGGCCGUGAGGCCGUCUCCGUGCAGGUUGAACAUCGCUCUGGGCGGUGUGACUCCGCUGUACUUCCACCUGGUGAACGUGUGCCUGCACUGCGCGGUGACGGCGCUGCUGAUGCACGCGUGCGCGCGGAGCGUGUUCGGCGACAGCCGCCCCGCCUUCCUCACCGCCCUGCUCUUCGCCGUGCACCCCAUCCACACGGAGGCGGUGUCUGGGAUCGUGGGGAGAGCUGACGUCCUGGCCUGCCUGCUGUUCCUCCUCACCUUUCUCUCCUACAUUAGGAGUGUAGACGGGAGCUGUGCAGGAGAGAGGGCGCCCCCUACAGUGUCGUACUGGUCUCUGCUGCUCAGCCUGCUGCUGGGAACCUGCGCCAUGCUGGUGAAGGAGACCGGCGUCACUGUGUUCGGCGUCUGCGUGCUGUACGACGGCCUGGUGCUGUGCCACAAGCCCCUGCUCUCGCACCUGUCCUGUGCCAGGAUGAGGGACAUGCCAAAAGCCUGCUGGCCCUUCAUCAAGCGCACCUGUGUGGUUACUGUCUACGUGGCGCUCAUCAUGUCCUUCCGCCUGUGGGUCAUGGGCGGCUCCAUGCCCCUGUUUUCCGAGCAGGACAACCCAGCAUCGUUCUCCCCACACCUGCUCACCAGGUUCCUGACCUACUGCUACCUGCUGGCCUUCAACGCCUGGCUGCUGCUGGCCCCGGCCGUGCUCUGCUACGACUGGCAGGUGGGCAGCAUCCCGCUGGUGGAGUCCGUGUGGGACGUGCGCAACGUCGCCACCUUGCUGCUCGGGGUGGCACUGCUCUCCCUCUGCCUGCACUGCUUCACGUCGCUGCGGAGGCCGGAGGAGAAGGAGGCGCUGGUGGGGCUGCUGUUCCUGGUGUUCCCCUUCAUCCCCGCCUCCAACCUCUUCUUCCGCGUGGGCUUCGUGGUGGCCGAGCGCGUCCUCUACAUGCCCAGCAUGGGGUACUGCAUCCUGGUGGUGCACGGGCUGAACCGGCUGUGCUCGCUGGCGGGGAGGUGGGGCUGCGCGACGCUCACCGUCUCCAUGCCGCUGCUGCUGCUGCUCUUCUCCUGGAAGACCGUGCAGCAGAACGAGAUCUGGCUGUCCCGCGAGGCCCUGUUCAGAUCUGGGAUCCAGACUCUGCCCUACAAUGCCAAGGUGCACUAUAACUACGCCAACUUCCUGAAGGACCGCGGGCGCCACCAGGAGGCCAUUCACCAUUACAAAACCGCUCUGAGGCUGUACCCCCGGCACGCCAGCGCCAUGAAUAACCUGGGCACCCUGACACGCCACCCGGAGGAGGCCGAGCGCUACUACAGGCGGGCACUGGAGAUAAACCCCCAGCACAACAGAGCGCUCUUUAACCUGGGAAACCUGCUCAAGUCCCAGGGGAAGGAGGAGGAGGCCGAGCGCAUGCUGAGGAACUCCAUCCUCUUCGGGCCGCACUUCGCCGACGCCUACUCCAGCCUCGCCUCCCUAUUCGCUGAGCAGAAGCGGUUUCCUGAAGCCGAUGAGAUCUACCUGCAGGGCAUUGAGAACUGCCCCGACAGCUCAGACCUGCACAACAAUUACGGAGUUUUUCUGGUGGACACAGGUGACAGCGAAAGGGCAGCCGUCCAUUACCAGCAUGCCGUGCGGCUCAAGCCCGCUCACUACGUCGCCAUGGUGAACUUGGGCCGGCUGCUGCGAUCGUCCAAUGAGAACAAGGAGGCGGAAGCCUGGUAUAAGAGGGCGCUGCAGGUGGCGCGGAAGGUGGAGAUCCUGACCCCGCUGGGGGCGCUGUACUACAACACGGGGCGGUACGAGGAGGCGCUGCAGGUGUACCGCGAGGCCGCUGCCCUGCAGCCCGACAGCGCCGACAUCUGGCUGGCCCUGGCCCAAGUGCUGGCCAUGGCGGGGCGCUCCAAGGAGGCGGAGAAGAUGACCUUCGGGAUCAUCACCAGAAACGCGGGCUGCGUGGAGUGCUAUCGCCUCCUGUCCGCCAUCUACAGCAAGCGGGGGAGCCACGAGGAGGCUCUGGACGCUCUAGAGAAAGCCCUGCAGCAGAACCCCAGUGAGGCGGGCGUUCGGGCAGAGCUGCACUUCUCCAAGGGGAACCAGCUGAGGGAGAUGAACAUGUUGGACAGUGCCUUUGAGAGCUACAAGUUGGCUGUGGAACUCAAUCCGGACCAAUCACAGGCCUGGAUGAAUAUGGGAGGUAUACAGCACAUCAAGGGAGACUACGCUUUGGCUCGGCAGUACUACCAGAGGGCCCUGCAGCUGUCCCCCGGCUCCAAGCUGCUGAAGGAGAACCUGGCGAAACUCGACAGGCUGGAGAAGAGACACAACGGGGCGUAGGGCGGAGGAGAAGAGACGGAACGGAGCGCACGGGGAAGCAGAAGAGAAGAACAGAGCGUAGGGUGGAGGAGAGGAGGCAGAACAGAGCAUAGGGUGGAGGAGAAGAGGCAGAACUGAGUGUAGGACGACGUGAGGAGAACAGGCGUGUGGAGUAGGGCAGCUGCUGCAAAGGUGAUGUGGCAGGACGCGGCGCAGGGGCUGAGGGGUCUAGUGCAGCACACAGGCGCCCCCUGGGGGCCGGCACUGUGCUCUGCGUGUGUAUAUGUGUGGGCCAGGGGUGGGGAACGGGCACUGAACCAAAAGGGACCAGAUCCUUUCAGAGGGGUUGUAACCAGGCCAGACAAUCCCCUCUACCACUCCCACACUGAUCAGCUUUAAAACAUCAGACAAAAAUGUGCUUUUAUACAAUACCUGUCUUUAAUCUUCACUUCAUUUAAUUCUGCGCACGGAAAAUCAAAUAUCCCAUACUUUCAUCUCACCUUUACAUAACCGUGGUCUUUAAAAAAACAGAGAACUUUGCUGACUAGAGAUGUCUCCGUUCCACAAAGGCAGGAGAGAGGCUGUGGUGUGACAGGAGCGCUGUGAUCAGGAGCGGUGCGUGUGUGUGAGCUGGUCCGCAGGCCCAGAGGAGAAUAGAGCUGACACACACACACACACACACACAGGUGAGUGUGACACCCUCCUGUAGCAGAGUCAGGUGCCUUCCUCACACUGUCGAGUGCUAUGCGGUCCUGUGAACGAGGGACGUAGAAAUCGCACGCAGACCUGUGCGAGCCAGAUGCGUUUCUGCUCGCAGGCGUUCCUGCGACGGCAGCCUAGUCCCGCUGUGCCCCUGCGCGGGUGUGGCACAGCGCCCCGCGUCGCCCCAGCAGUCUUUCUGUGAGCGGCACAGCUCAUAUCUGCAGGUAGUGCGAGUGUGAGGAUUCUCUCUUCUGUCCUCACAUACAUUUCCCCUUAAAGAACAUACAGUCAGUGAAUUCUGCUCUGCUCACCACAGAUAAGAGAGAACCUAUUAUUAUUAUUAAUAAUAAUAAUAAUUAUAAUAAUAAUAUUAACAUUAUUAGGAGUAUUAUUUUACAUUUAAUUUAUAUUUUUGUGUUCUUCCAGUUAAGUAUGGAAGCUGGACUUUCACAUAAAAAUAUUGCGAGUGAAAGUUAAAUGUGAUCUAGAAUCCAGAAAAAAAAACGACCAACGCAUUGUAACCAUCUUUCGGUGAAAGAAAGUCCACCAGUUUUAAUAUCUGGGGUUUGAUAUUUUGAGAGUAAUGAUUCCAGGUGAACCGCACCUUUAAUAACAGGAUUCCGGAAUGCUGGCACGUCAUGUCACCGCACCCGCUGCUCUGACGUUGUAGCGGUGUGGUGAUGCUGCGUCAGCUUCACAGGCGUGCUGUGCUGAAGCUCCCGCUCGGGUCUCCAGGUGCAGUCUGAAGUUUUGUUUUGGUACGGUAUGAAAUGACGAGCGCUACUUAUCCCUCAUCGAUUAAUCGGGCCGAUCAUAACAUUCUGAAUUAUGCUGAAAUUUCGGAGAUGAACCGGACUGGCUUCAUCUCAUUGAAGGAGGCGAAAUGUAAGCGAGUGAGCGAGUUAGUUAGUUGCUUAGUUACAAACCGGGCCCGUGAGGUGCUUCGCAUCUAAAAAUCACAUUUGUCAUCGACAAUCAGUAAUGGAAUGAAAACCGCCCUGAAACGAUGGAGGUCUGUGAUUCAAAAAUCUAGGAUGAAAAACACAAUGUCCGUCUGUGCUUAUCAAGCAGGUCGUCUUAAUGAUCAGCCAUCUAAUACACGUUUACCUUUUAACUUGGGGUGAUGGUGGUUGCAAUACAGAAGGAUUACAGAUGCAAUUAAAAAGGAAUCAGCUGAUGGAUGGCCUUACUGUACUUCGAUUGGAGCACUUAUUAAUUAUGUAAAACAAUUGAUGGAAAUGGUUUAAGACAAAUAGCAUGGAAAGGGUGACGUUUUUUUGCCUCCCCUACUCCAAGUUUAUUUUGAACCAUAGCUCAGGCCAUUUCAUCAGAAUGUAACUGGCGAGAAAGGAAAAUGUAUUUUGUCACAAAAUAAAAAUUGGGCACCCCUAAAAGCCCCUUUUACUUUAAUUGCUGUUAAUGUAAUGCUUAAAAUUAUAUUCUUAAGACAUCAUCAUGACCAAGCACGUAUUUGGUACUGAGUACCCACUGGUACAUCUUUUGUUCGGCCGAAUCUAAAUAUUUUCCGUAUCUCCUAUGCUGAAUACCACUUUGAAUGUUCUAGAGAAACUAAAAGAGAGUAUAUGAUUGUUACGACCAUUUAAAUUGUUGAAUUGUGCAUAAUUUAUCAUAAUUUAUGGAACUAUUGUAUCUUUGUUUUAGUAAUUAUUUUGUAUGUGCAUGCAAGAUUUUGAUGAAUAUCUUAAAUAUAUUAUGUAAAAUAUGUUAUUUAUUUUAUGCAAAUGAAUGGUUUAUUUGUACCCUGAAUGUGUGAAUGUUUACCUGAAACAAGAUUUCUAUUAAUGUCUUACAAUUCAAAUUUUCAAAUUUCCUGCUUUUAAAAGCUAAAUAUAUUGUACUUUGGCAGAAGGAUAUAAUUUAGAAGUUACGCAAAACUUAAAGCUUAGCCAAAGAACUGUAAAAGGAAAUAUAUAUUUAAUUCCUUGUUCAUUAUCAGUACUGAAUAGUAAUUACGUUCAGGUUUUUGAAGAUUGACUUUUUCAUUUGACAAAUAUUUGACCCCAUACUAUAUUAUGUUUAAACACAUCUAGAGAAAGCUGUCAAGAAGGCAUGCUUUAAAAUAUAAGAUAGAAGAUAUAUAUUGCAAUGUCCAAACAGUAAGCUAUAUCAUUUUAUUUUUCCACGUUGUAACAAAUAAAUGUGUGUCUGUUUCAUUAUUUUGUGUUCGGAAUAAAAUUAUAUUUUGGCAGUAAAA